CUGGCUGCAUGUUGAGAGUCUUCCCGUUGUGUGGUUUACUCACUCGUGAUCUAAGUGGUGCACGAUUUGAGCACACAGUACACGGUGUCACCCCACAGUAGAGUGUAACAUCACCUUAGUGCUCACAGUGUCAUUCAGUGAAGUGCUCACGUGCUAAGUGUCCACAUACGCUUGAUACAUACAAGAAUGUGUUCGGUUAAAUCAAAAUUUAUGUUUUCUCGAUCUAUAUUUCCGUGAAUUAAAAUCAAAUUGACCUGGAUUUAAUACUGUGAUAUAACACACUGUGAUAUUUUUCUUCUUCAGAGGACUUAAAUUGUGCCAUUGUCUCGAUGAUAAAAUUAAUGAGUUUUUGUAGUUUUUAAUUAGUUUUACCUCAUCGUAGGGCAAAUUUCGGUUGGUUAAAAAAUGUUUGAUUUGGUGUGUUUGGAUGUAACCCCACAGCCAAAGUGUGAAGCCGAUCUGAUUUAGAAACCAGGUUUCCUUGGAAUAUUGCCUGAGCUAAAACAUUUUGUUUACACGUGUGUUCUGGGUUACACGUGUGCUGGUUGAGAAAUGGGACGAACACACCUCGUGCAUGCCGUACUACAUGCGUACAUAGCCCUACUUGUGACGUCACAGCACGCGGUGUCUGGCUCAUGCAUGGCCAACAACACCUUUGAGACAUUUCGGCACUGUUUUGUGGUGGCUGGGGUCAAGGUGCCCCAGAACUUCAGCGAGUCGAUGGCCGACUUUAAGAACAUCAUCAUGAAUAUGUUCAUCAAGAACAGCAAGGAGGAGUAUUGUGCUCAACAAACCCAGCUCAAACAGGCGCUCACCUGCGGCAUAACCGGCCUGCACUCGUGCGUGCCGCCCAGUUACCGGGGCUACAUGGCACCCAUCAACAAGAUGGCGCCGUUUGUAGACCACCUGUGUGACAAAAACACAAAUAUUGACCUCCAUUGUGUACACAGCAAAGAGGCGUCCAUUGACGACUGUUUCUAUAAAAAGAUCACAGCUUCCAAAACUUUAGACCAAUCCAAGUUUUGCAGGAACUACAACACCUACAUCGACUGCAUGCUGACGGAGACGUCAUUCUGCGGCACCGAGACCUACACCUGGUACAACACCACCAUCUGGCACUACUUCUACCCGCCAUCUUGUCUGCACGUCAAGGACAGCAGCACGCGGGGUGGGAGUGUCACGUGGCUGAUUGUGAUUGGCUGCCUGCUGGCUCUGUUCAGGUAGCGGUGCCAGUCAGGUGUGGUGAUGGUGGAGAUGGUCAGCUGUGGUGGAGGUGGUCAGCUGUGGUGGAUGCGGUCAGCCGUGACGAGGGUGGAGGCGGUCAACCGUGACGACGGUGGAAGAAGUGGAGGAUGCUCUAAUGGCCACUUUCAUCACUAGAUCAUCGCUGACUCUACUGGGGGUUGGGUGGAGAUACCUCAGCCAGGGAACGAUUUCCAAAUAAUCAUCACACUAAAUAGAAGAAUAAUAUAAACACACAUAAAAAGAUUAAUUUUAAAUAUAAUACGCUUCUGCACCCUAUAUUUAAAUAACAAUAUAAGACAAAUGCUAUAGUAAACAAAUGUAUGCAUAAAUACCGUAUAGUAUACAAAAUGCACACCUACUUUAAUAUGACUUUAACCAACUUGACACCUGUCUGUGUAGACGUGCUUCAACAUAUUAUUGUGAAUCUACCUGCCUGAGUACCUGUUACACACUGGUUGAUGUGUAACCUGUUUAUAGUGUGUCACAUCUGUGUUUGAAACUCUCUGAACGAUAGUUUUACUACGUGAC
Messenger RNA from Physella acuta, 1773 nucleotides. RefSeq lists its product as uncharacterized. The record is from RefSeq and is a predicted model, not a curated record. NCBI's taxonomy places the organism in Eukaryota, Metazoa, Mollusca, Gastropoda, Physidae.